CCUCUCGCACUGUAUCUUCUUCUUCCCCUACUUCUCUCUUCUCUUCUCCAAUCUCCCCACCCUUAACCCCCCCGCCUCCCUCACUGCUUUUCCUACACACCCCUCCUUUUCUAUACCAAUCAAUCAAACAAUGGGCAAGGGUGGUGCUCUCAGCGAUGGUGUCAUCAAGAAGAUCUUGCUAUCCUACACCUACGUCGCCAUAUGGAUCUUCCUCUCCUUCACCGUCAUCGUUUACAACAAGUACAUCCUCGACAAAAAGAUGUACAAUUGGCCCUUCCCUAUCUCACUUACCAUGAUCCACAUGUCCUUUUGCGCUACUCUUGCAUUUCUCCUCAUCAAGGUCUUCAAAUUCGUCGAGCCUGUCUCUAUGUCACGAGAUCUUUACCUCUCGUCCGUUGUCCCCAUCGGCGCUUUGUAUUCUCUCAGUCUUUGGCUCUCUAACUCUGCCUAUAUCUAUCUCUCCGUUUCAUUCAUCCAGAUGUUGAAAGCCCUAAUGCCUGUCGCCGUUUACUCCAUCAGCGUUCUUUUCAAGAAGGAGAAUUUCAAGACUGAUACCAUGGCUAAUAUGUUGUCGAUCUCCUUUGGUGUCGCUGUGGCAGCUUAUGGUGAGGCAAGAUUUGACACGUGGGGGGUUAUUUUGCAAUUGGGUGCCGUUGCUUUUGAGGCAACUAGAUUGGUAAUGAUUCAAAUCUUGCUCACAUCAAAGGGAAUUACUUUGAAUCCUAUUACGUCUCUGUAUUAUGUUGCACCUUGUUGUUUGAUUUUCUUGGUUGUUCCCUGGAUUUUUGUGGAGUUGCCGGUAUUGAGGAGCACAUCCAGUUUCCAUUUUGAUUUCGUGAUAUUUGGGACUAAUUCUCUUUGUGCUUUCGCAUUGAAUCUUGCGGUUUUCUUGCUUGUUGGAAAGACAUCUGCUUUGACUAUGAAUGUGGCUGGUGUUGUUAAGGAUUGGUUGUUGAUCGCGUUUUCGUGGUCUGUGAUUAAGGAUACCGUGACUCCGGUGAAUCUGUUUGGAUAUGGGUUGGCGUUUUUGGGGGUUGCCUAUUAUAAUCACUCGAAAUUGCAGGCAUUGAAGGCGAAGGAAGCACAGAAGAAGGCUGCACAGGCUGAUGAGGAAGCAGGGAAGUUGUUGGAGGAGAGGGAAGGUGAAGGAGGAUCCAUGAAGAGGAAUGAGUCUCAGGAUUGAUUUAUGAGUUAUGAAAUUAUGAAAAUAAGUGCAAGGAGAGGAGGGUGAUGAAGAAAAAGGGUUUCUGAGUUGGGAGAAAAGAUUUUUUUCUUUUGCUCAUGGAUGCAUUUUAGUUUUGGUUUAUUGUGCUAGUUUAUUAUGGGUAUGAGAUUCAUUUCUUGUUGCUUACAGUGCCGAAUCAUGUAUGUUAGUAGAGUAAGAAUCUCAAAUACCCUGUAUCUUUUUGUUGUUUUGUUAUCAUUUUAACUCAUUAUGUGUCUGUAGGUGUUACUUCUUCCAUUGAUGGAGUUUUAAUGCUUAUUUAUUCAUAUAUA
This is a messenger RNA of Pistacia vera, 1497 nucleotides long. RefSeq names its product probable sugar phosphate/phosphate translocator At5g25400. The record is from RefSeq and is a predicted model, not a curated record. The transcript has a single exon. The coding region runs from base 131 to 1183 and encodes 350 amino acids. Gene Ontology annotation, cellular component: Golgi apparatus; endosome; trans-Golgi network. NCBI's taxonomy places the organism in Eukaryota, Viridiplantae, Streptophyta, Magnoliopsida, Sapindales, Anacardiaceae. Gene Ontology annotation, molecular function: antiporter activity.